Physcomitrium patens is the source of this 4088-nucleotide messenger RNA. Its product is annotated as protein ENHANCED DISEASE RESISTANCE 2. The record is from RefSeq and is a predicted model, not a curated record. Gene Ontology annotation, molecular function: lipid binding. Lineage: Eukaryota; Viridiplantae; Streptophyta; Bryopsida; Funariales; Funariaceae.
AGGGAAGGAAAGCGAGGAAAGAGUCAAUGGAAUGGAGGGAGGAAGAGGAGAGGUCCCCGACUUCCCUCCCCUAUUCCUUCCUGCGCAGGAAGGUUGCCGAGGUUUCCAGGCCUAGGAAUUCGUGCUUCCAUUGUGACUGCGCUGGGUUGAGCGCGCAUCCCCUCCCCCACCCCCACAGUCCUUGAUGAUGCGUCUUCCUUCUCACUGUCGCCUUCUGCGAUCGAUCCCAUGCUCCUCCAUACCCCAACAUCGCCGCGACUCUGCUGUCCCAGUUGUUACCGUCCCUAAUUUACGUCGUAUUCAUUCGCUGUCCUCUUGCUGUUUAUUCUGCCUCCUGGAUUACACCUGCUGGAGGAGUGGCGUGUGAUAGGGCAUUUCAGUGUUGGUUUCGAGAUUCUUGGAUGUUGGCAAGGGUUGGAAGUUGAUCGGGGGUCGUCGUUGUGAGAGCUUGUUAUUGGAUUUCGAAUUAUUCGCUGACUGGGGUGGUGGUUUCGAAUUCAAGCGUAAUUUUGAUAGUCCCUUGGGUUGGAUUGUGAGAACAGGAUGUUUUUGGGCAGUGGUAGAGUUAUUUUUGCAUCCUGAUUGUCUCUGGCUUCCGGGGCUACGUGUAUGUGCCGUAAUUGGCACUGCUGAUUCAUCGUCGUUAUCCGUUGAGUAUCCAUAGCUCUUGGUAUCUUGCAGCUGAUUGAGUUGCUGUUGUGGAAACAAACGUUUUUUCGGGGGUUUGUGUUAGGAAGAUGAACACGAGGAAGAGAUACAUUUUGGCUGGAGAGAAUUGAGCAGUAUAUAUGGCCACCGACAUGUAAUUCUCUGGAAUGUUUUUGGGGAGGACGUUCUGGUGCGGUUGAUAAACAGGAUUUUACAGAGAGGAAUCGAGGCUUCUCCACAUGAAAGGCUUGCAAGUAGGAGUUGUCACCACGUGAGGUUGAAGUUCAUGGCAGUAAAGGUAAGGGUAGCGUUGCAGCCAUCCGAUAGCAGCAACUGUUCCAGUUUGGAGGACUGGUAAUGUUAAAUAUGGAGACCUACGAGCCGCUGGAGGGUUCGUCCUGUCCAUCCUCCCCAUCUUUGCCCCGUAUGAAAAGGAAGGGGUGUGGAGGUUGUAGCAGCAUUCCAGUCGCACGGUGGCUGAGCAAUUCCUUGAAGGAGAAGCGGAACGGUUUAAUGAGACGUAAUUCGGGUGAGCAUGGACGGAGUUGGAAUCGAGGUCGAGAGGUUGAGAUGAAAAUAGAUUCCAGUAUAGGGACCGACAGGGAAGGUUGCAGAGGAACUCCUGGCUAUUCUGGUUGGAUUUAUCACGUCGGAACGAGCUCAUUAGGUUACCCGUUCUGCAUCGAUCGGUUUUUGGUUAUCAAGGGAAAAUAUGUGACCAUGUUCAAGCGCAACCCUGUUUUGUUUCCCCGAACUGUGCCUAUCAGAAGCGGGAUAGCAGGAACCCAUUUGAUGGUAGAGGCAUUGGGUCGUCGAAUUUUUCAUGGAAGGGCAUUGUAUGUUUUGCGGAUCUUCAAUCGCUUGGAUCAUAGCAGGCAAGGAGAGUUAGCAUGCAAUACCUCCGAAGAAGUCGACAAAUUGAUAUGUGCUUUUAAAGAUGCUAUGGAAGAGGCUCAGUCCUCUAGUGAGCGAAUUGGCAGCGGGCGCCGAAUCGCUCAUACUGACGAAGAAUUCGAUAUAAACGAGCCACGCACGCAUUCAAAAUCGGUCACAAGAGGCAUCGGGAAGCUUAUGACACUUAGCAGGGGCCCAAGUUCGCAAUCGAGAAGGUCGUCGAUAAUUUCGUCGCAGGAGCCUGUUUCAUGUGUAUGUAAUGAUUAUCAAGAGGGAGAAACGUUUGAACAGGCAGGCUGGAGAUCCUUCUGUACAGUAAAUGGUCUCCGAAUUUUCAAAGAUACCACAGCCUCUAAGGCAGGGAAGGGCUCAAAAAUGAAGGCUGUUGGCGUUAUUGAAGCCUCCACUGAUGCCAUAUUUGAGCAGAUUAUGAGCUUGAACUGUGCUCUUCGAUACCAAUGGGAUAUACUGACCGGCAAUUUGGAGCUUGUUGAGCGAAUUGAUGGGAAUGCGGACAUUGUCUAUGGUGCGUUUGAUCCCAGGUAUGUCAGGAGGUUUCAUGGUAAACGGGACUUCCUUUUCUCACGACGUUGGCGACGCGACCAGGAUGGAUCAUAUUCAAUUACACAGGUUUCAACCACGCACGAAAGUCGGCCAGACAAACCAUGCUUCCAACGGAUUGAUUUGAGUCCGGGUAUUUGGGAGAUCAUACCUUUACCACCUCGGCCUGGUUCGGGAACUCCUCGAUCAUUGGUUACGCAAGUUAUUGAAGCAAAGCCCACGGGAUGGAGCCGAUGGAAGCGACGUCAUUACUCGAACUUUCACAAGACUAUUCCUUGCAUUUUGCUCUGCCGCAUUGCAGGCCUGAGAGAGCUUCUUGAAGCAAGUCCCGAGCUUAUUGUUGUGGAAGCUCAAGAUGGAGAAAGAGUGAGCAAAGUGGUGAAAAAGAUGUUAGAAACAGCUCACCCAUUGCCGGAAGUAACAUCCCCGACCUUGAUGAAAUCCUCUGAGGAAUUAUCUGUGCUCGAGGCACAGGAAGAGUUUUAUGAUGCAAUUAUGUUUGAUGAUGAAGAGGAAAAUGAAGGAGAAGAGAAUGGGCUGGUUAAUAAGAAUCAGACCUCAUACCUGGAGUGUGAGGGACCUUGGGGUGUUGUGCUCAGUUUACCCUCUAAAAUGGUUUCAGCACCUAGAGCUGGCCGAGAGCUUGACUGGAAUAUACUGCCUUACGAACUAGAUCCUAAUACCUUCUAUUCAUCAUUGAGAAGAACCACUAGUGAUGAAGACUGUGAUGGAUGGUCUUCUCCUGGAGACGGCGGAUUCAUGGUUCGUAGUGAGACUUACAAUGAGAACAAUCUCAAGAUAUCAGGUGGAGAUCCGCUUUUGAAACUAGUGGCUGUGGAUUGGCUUAAGUCAGAUCAAAAGAUCGACCAGAUUGCUCUGCACUCAAGCUGCUGCGUGCAGUCAGCAGUAGGGAGGAAAGCACCUUUUAUUCUUGUAAUCAACCUACAGGUUUGUGCCAAGCCUAAAUUUAGCUUGGUGUUGUAUUUUGUCGCUGACAAGCCAAUCCAACCAGGAUCAUUGCUUGAUCAAUUUGCUAACGGACACGACGCAUUUAGAAAUUCUCGGUUUAAGCUCAUCCCAAAUAUUGUCGAGGGUUAUUGGAUGGUGAAGCGUGCUGUUGGUACAAAAGCAUGCCUACUGGGCAAAGCUGUCACUUGUAAUUACUUGCGUAGAGAUAAUUUUCUUGAGAUUGACGUAGAUAUUGGUUCGUCAUCAGUUGCACGGAGUGUAGUGGGCUUGGCUCUGGGUUAUGUUACAAGUGUCAUAGUGGAUCUUGCGAUUUUGAUCGAGGCAAAGCAUGCGCAUGAGCUUCCAGAAUAUCUAUUAGGAACUGUAAGGAUAAAUCGAAUAAAGGUCGACUCAGCGGUUCAAUUUGAGGGAGAUGCUCAGGGAAGCUCAGGUUAUCAGCAUCACCAAAGAUAGGAUUUACAAAGAACACAUCUAUUAGACCAUGUAGGUUUCUGUACCAUAGUCUAUUUUCAUUGGGGAACCAGUUUUUGGGUAGCUCUGUUUUCAAAGCAUGAUCUGAUUUGGGGCUCCUAGAUCUUGUACGUGAUCUGGAAGCAUCUUCCUGAUAUCCAUAUGCCACUCUUUGGCAUGGUGUUGGUGCAUGACCAGCUUGUUAUAAACACAACACAAUUCACUUUCCUCCUAGAAUGUUGCAGGGUUUCUUAGAGCAUGCCCAGCAGCAACUUGUCACACAGGUACAGGUUAUUUGAAGCUGGCGAGCCAUUUGAGGGACAUUUUUACCAUUGGUGCAUGACCAGCUUGUCGUUAACAGUUAAUUGACCCAGCAGCACCCACAUGUUUGGGUUGGUUGAAGUUGGAACUUUUUUAGUCAAGGUACAAUCCAGGUAUCCCAUGUUGAAUUAGACCAUGAUAUUAUUAAUAGUCUUUUUGUUUAAUCAAAUUCCGUGCAGGUUUAGAGAAAGAUGAUCUGAGGCUCUUGUAAAUGGCAUCGCAUUAGUAUAUCCAUUAUUAUGUUA